Messenger RNA from Cannabis sativa, 1780 nucleotides. RefSeq lists its product as uncharacterized. The transcript has 6 exons. NCBI's taxonomy places the organism in Eukaryota, Viridiplantae, Streptophyta, Magnoliopsida, Rosales, Cannabaceae. Gene Ontology annotation, molecular function: zinc ion binding; ubiquitin protein ligase activity. The coding region runs from base 301 to 1548 and encodes 415 amino acids. The record is from RefSeq and is a predicted model, not a curated record. Gene Ontology annotation, cellular component: cytoplasm.
GAAAGAAUUUUUGUUAUAUAAAUCUUCUUAAGAAAUAAGAAGCUUUCAUUUGGCGGGAAAAUGUCCUUAAAGUCCUUCCCUUUUUCUCUUAUCCAAACUAUAAAUAUAAAAACCCUAAUCCCUUCUUUCUCUCUCCUCACAAACACUUCAAUUCGGUUCAUUUCCACACUCAGCUCCGUCGAAAUCUCUCCCACCUUCCGCCCUCAGAUGAUGUCUGUGUUGAGAAAUUAGGUUUGGAGAGAAAAAGUUUGGUAUAAGUGAUUAUUGGGUUUUUGAGACGAAUUUUGUUUAUCGGUGAAGAUGGGUGAUGCAUUUGAUGAUGAAGUAGAGGUAGAGCAAACAGUUUCCAUUCAAGAGUAUCUUAAGGACGUUGAAGAACGGGAGCUGGAAGCGGAUUUGGUUUUAGGAGGUGAUGAAGGGAAGGAGUGUACGUACAAUAAUGGUUACAUGAAGAGACAAGCAAUUUUCUCAUGCUUGACAUGCACCCCAGAAGGGAAUGCUGGAGUUUGCACUGCUUGCAGUUUAUCUUGCCACGAUGGCCAUGAUAUUGUGGAGCUAUGGACAAAAAGGAACUUUAGGUGUGACUGUGGAAAUUCAAAAUUUGGAGAGUUCUUUUGCAAGCUUUACCCAAAUAAAGAUGUUGAGAAUGUUGAGAAUUCUUACAAUCAAAAUUUUAAAGGCUCAUACUGUACAUGUGGCCGGCCUUAUCCUGAUCCUGAGGUUGAAGCUGAAGACCAAGUUGAGAUGAUACAGUGUUGUAUAUGUGAAGACUGGUUCCAUGAGGAGCAUCUUGGUCUUGAAUCUUCUGAUGAGGUGCCUAGAGAUGAGGAAGGCGAACCGUUGUAUGAGGAUGUCAUAUGUGGGGCAUGCUCCAUUGUUUGUUCUUUUAUAAGGCUAUAUCCUCGAGCCGUAUGGGCAGUAGAGAAGCAGAAUACUGACAGUGUUAGUGUAAGCAAGGACAAAAAUGUUGUGGAAGAUACACAAUCUGGCUGUAAAUCUGAAGAGAUGGAAAAUAAGACAUCUCCCGAAAAGGAUUGUAAGCUGGUUUCUGCCAAAUCUGAAUCUGUUCCUUGUGGGGAGGGUUUACAAAAAGGGGAAAAUUCUGGAAAAGACAAAGAUUUAAAGCCUGCUGUGGAUGCAGUUUGUGCUCUUGGUGUUGAUUUACUGGUUACUGCCAUUGACUCAGAGAGGAAGCCAAUGUUUCUUUCGAAAAGCUGGAGGGAUGCUCUUUGCAGGUGUGAAAGAUGUAAUGAUUACUGCAAACAAAAGGGCAUUGGUUUUCUUCUUGAUAAGGAGGACUCAAUUGCAGAAUAUGAAAAAAUGGGAAAGCAAAAGAGGGAAGAGAAGUUGCAGAAACAAGAGGGAGCUGAGUUAAGUCUACUUGAAAAUCUUGGUCAUGUAGAAAAAAUGGAAAUUCUGAAUGGUAUUGCUGAUAUGAAGGAUGAAAUUCGCACUUUCCUGGAAUCUUUUGAUUCUUCGAAGCCAAUUACUUCUGACGAUGUCCACCAAGUGUUUGAGAAUCUAGCAAAGAAGCGCAGACGUGAAUAGUGAGUUAUUAUUAUUACAAUAUUAACUAAUGUUCUAUGGAUAUGUUAAUCGAAAUGUUCAAUGCUCGAGACUAGACUUAGUCCAGAUUCAGAAACAUUAAGAAAAGCUGUUCGUGUUUAAGGCUUUUCUUAAGCAGACUGCUUUUUCUUCGGUGUAACAGUUUAUUCCAUGUACUUAUUUUAUGAAGGACCUAAAGAGUCAUUUUAGGCAUGCCUAAUUCAAUUGCUGAAAA